Molecule: messenger RNA, 1166 nt
Organism: Loa loa (African eye worm)
Lineage: Eukaryota; Metazoa; Nematoda; Chromadorea; Rhabditida; Onchocercidae
Exons: 5
Coding region: 105-836 (243 amino acids)
Source: RefSeq, a predicted model, not a curated record
AAAUUUCAGGUAACCGUAGAUUUCCGAUAGUAAUAUGCAAAUUGUGGACAGUAAGCGUAAGCUAAAGAGUCGAUAACUACAUCUUUGUCAAUAAAAUAUAAAUAAUGAAUAAUAGUUUCGUCACAUGCAGUACCCAAAAGGGGAUUAUUACUCGAACGUUGGGUAAUUUAAUUACUGUUUGGCCACUUAAUGUUCAGCAGAAAAAGGAAAUCAUCUUCCAAGAUGUCGCGCCGAUAUCAUCGCAGUGUUUAAAAGUUGGUGAUUGGAUUCAGAUGGAGGUGAAACGUGGUGAUGUGGUCGCUUAUCGUGAAAAAAUUGAACCCGUACUACAAACAUUGGUUACAUUACGUGGAAAUGUACAGGUAAAAACACGUCUGUAUUUUCCAAAUGGAAUUAAUAGAAAUUGUGAGCAUGUGAUUGGUUAUUCGGACGAUUUAGGAGAAAUGGGUAUUUUUUUCGAAUGUCCUGAACUGAAAGCUGACUUUUUAUAUGAUGUCUGGGUAUCGAGACCUCCCAAAAAGUUCGCAUCGUUGGAAAAGAGAUAUGAUGUGCACUGGUAUGUUGUAAGACAAACGAUGAUUCCGUUAAUGAGAGAUAAUAGAACAACACUUUUAUGGGAAAAUCAGUUGGUUGAUGACGAUUCCGAACAUUUCAACAAUACCUUGACCGAAAGUAACAUUAAUUCAUGUGAAAUCGAUUUUCCUUACGUAUUAAGCUUUAACGACAAUGCUCUAAGAAAAUUAUAUAGUGAUCCGAAAGUACGCGAAGCAGUUUAUCGACACAGUAGUGAUUUCGCCUGCUCAAUCGAAGCUUAUUUGAGGAGACUUCAUGAUUGAUUUCCAUUGAGGUGUCAUCGCAAGUAAAUAUUUCUUCAUGAAAACGGAUGAAUAGCAUAAUGAUAUGUUUCUUCUACAUGAUAAAAGUGAGGCCAUUGAGAAGCAGAACAGAGCGGAUGAACCAUUAAUAAAGUUUACGAUCCAAAGUGAUAACUUAAUCACUACACUGUAAUUUGCAAUAACGAAUAAUUAUAUGCUUUCAGUGCUACUUUAUGGUUCUGCCGUAAUUACGAAAUAUUUACUUUAUAAAUACACUAUAUUAAAUGAAAAGCUUCUGUCGAAAUGUACAUUCUAUAUUACGCAUUGUAAUCGUAGAACCUGAAUAAGGAC